AUGUAUGGGGCCCAACUGUGCAGAUGGUGUAUGCAAAGACCGAGGCUGCCUCAACGGCGGUUGCAUAGGCUCGGAUUGCGAAGGCGGUGGCGGUGGUGGCGGAGGCACUGGACACCGGCACUUGCGCGGGCUCUUCCUGCACGGCCUUUGGAGGCGCAACUGGCGGUGGAGCCCGACGAUGGCAAAGACCCGAAGUCAUGCAGCACAAGCAGCAGGUACAGGACAUGCACGACGAAGUUGAUAGUGUCCAAGACAGUCUUCCCCGAUGCAGACUCGACUGCUACCACGACCAGCACGAGCAGCACCUGUUACACGGUUACAGCAUGCACUGGCUCACAAUCAGCCUUCACGACGACCACUCAAACCACUACCACCGUCGAGGAUCUUUGCGCACCGACUGCCUGCGGAAAUGCCUGUGGACCCGUGAAGAGAAACAUGGGCGUGAUACCGACUGCCGUCCCACAGCUGGAUGACUCAGGCGUUCUGCAUAUCGGAUCAAUGAGCUCCAACAGCGCUCUCGCUAAGCGCGCAAUAUCCAAGCGCGACAUCCCGCUGGAUGACACGGGCGACUGGGCGAAUUAUUACAGGACCCUCAAAGCAGACCCCAACACUUUUGUCAUCGAUAACUAUGCCCAGACAGGAGGAACACUCGCUUCAUGGGUCCGGUAUAAGUGGGGAAACUCGCCAAUCAACGUGAUUGUCCAGGACUUGUAUGGUUGCAUCGCUGUCAUUGCGGUAUCACAGCUGGGUGUUUUUGUCGGCCACUUCUGGGAGAAGAACAGCGUCAUUGUUCCUGAUAGGUUCUUGAUUGAUGUUAUCGGCACACUGCAAUCAAACUUCGACCCCUCAUCGGAUACUAGCAAGGAGUACUUUGGACCGUCAACACGAUUCUACAUCAUGUCUGGUACUGCCAAAUCCACAGUGACGAACGGCCCUGAUGAUAUUGCGAGUCUCGGUCGAUCAGACCCUGCAGGGCCAUUCAGGGCACAGCAAGUGGAAAGCAUUAAGCGCCUACUCAGUGUGUAUAGCGACGACAUUGUUGUAUACACGUACUUAAGGCAGCGCGACGAGACUAUCAGAGAACAAGGAGGUUGGGGCAGGGCAGCAGUAUCUUUCCAUCCAGCUCAGAGCACGUUCCCCGGAGGACCGUUACUUCCCGGUACCGCGCUGGUCAAAGUCGUACUACAAGGUACUCCCCUGGAGAACAGGUUCUGGCCAUACGUACAGAUCGACGUCUGGCGAGUCAACAGCGGCGGCAAAGCCACCAACGUGGCCAAACAAGUGGCAGCGGGUCAAGUCAUCAACCCCUGUAAUGACCUGAACCAAGUGGCCAGCACCGAAACGGUGACUCUCGGGUCUGAAAACGUGGGUGUUGGUCGUAGCCAGCCGUUCGCCAUUUUGCAGAGCAACGGUGUCGUACUUCAAGGUGGUGGUAAUUGUGCCUUCUCCGGUGGCCCUUACGCACCUGAUCGAAGCUCGGGUCUCAUCGCUGGGCAAUUCACUUGCGACAGCGGAACACCCGUCUUGAGAGACUGUUUCAGGCCCACGAACAAUUUGGCCACCACUUGUGGUAGAGGAGCGGCUAGUGGGUGUGGAAAGCUGGGUCAGAACUGUAAUGAUUACUACCAGCUCGUAGCAUCUUGCCGCAUCUAG
This is a messenger RNA of Boeremia exigua, 1653 nucleotides long. RefSeq lists its product as uncharacterized. The transcript is spliced from 9 exons. The record is from RefSeq and is a predicted model, not a curated record. NCBI's taxonomy places the organism in Eukaryota, Fungi, Ascomycota, Dothideomycetes, Pleosporales, Didymellaceae. The coding region runs from base 1 to 1653 and encodes 550 amino acids.